Messenger RNA from Labeo rohita (rohu), 2770 nucleotides. RefSeq lists its product as uncharacterized. The record is from RefSeq and is a predicted model, not a curated record. Gene Ontology annotation, cellular component: membrane. The transcript has 9 exons. NCBI's taxonomy places the organism in Eukaryota, Metazoa, Chordata, Actinopteri, Cypriniformes, Cyprinidae. Bases 276 to 1364 code for a protein of 362 amino acids.
GUUCGUGCUGUUAACACUUUCUUAACAUACGGAUGCCAUGAGACCUGUUUUCUGGUUUGGUCAGGUGACGACAUAUAUCCUGUUCACCUGCUAAUAAAAUGAACAAUUCUUUCACUGCGGUAGGCACAAAAGCUAUAAGCUACGUACAUCCUUGUACCUUAUUCACCUUUAAAUGGUACAAACAGUAUUAUGGAACAUACAGUAACUUAUCUGACAGGCUUAAUUUAGUUGAUGGAGUCUCUCCUAAUAAGGUAAUGAUCUGAAUCAGGUGUUUAAUGAGGAAGACAUACAAAACUCUUGGUGGACUGCAGUUGAGAACCACUGACUUGAAGUUUCAUUUGCUGUUACCUGUCAGGAUGAUUCUCCCCAAUAUAAGAGCACUAGCUGUGGUGUGUUGGAUAAUGUGUGUGAGAGAAUCAGUGUCUCAGGCAUAUGCUGCAGCCCCUACAUUCAAGUUUGGAUAUGAAGUAAAGGAAGGAAAUAUUGAGCUAAACGCUAUAGUACAGGUUGCUUGUGGGAUCCCUUGGAGUGCUCCGUUUCCCGUAACUGUGUCUGUGGGCAGGGUGGAAAGCCCCUCACAGACCCCAGAAACCACAGAAGCCUGGGUGACCUCUGAGGUCGUUAGACAAGCAGAUACACUAUAUUUCACAAUCCCUGCAACAGCCAAGUAUGAAGGAAAAAUUGUGUGCUGGUACAAAUCCACUCGGACUGAUACAAAGAAUCCAUAUUCUGCAUUAAGCAACCCUAUUACAUUAGUCGCAUCUGCCCUCUCUCCUCCCAAAGUGACUGUGCACCCCAAUCUUUUUCUUAAGGGUGAAAAUUACACCGUGCAAUGUGAAUCAGCCUACAGCCUAAUCAGAAACUUCACACUGAGUCUGUAUUACCGCGUCCUCCCGGUCACCCCUGGAACCAACUGGACCUCCGCUGGUUCACUGUUCCUCACAAAUCACACUAUUAUCAUUUUAAGACAGACGAAUGCAGUUGUCCCAAUAGAGUUUGCCUGCACUAUGGAGAUGUUGUACGAAGGAAACGUUUUACAUUCAUCUCUGUCUAACAUUGAGCAAGCCUUCCCAGAAGAGCAUCCGGUUCAGCCCAGGCUCUGGGAGCAGUCACGUGGAGAGAGCUGUCUGGGAUAUCUGGAUGCCACGCUUAAAGGCAAGUGGGAACCUGUUUGUCAGAAGGAAGUCGAUGCUGAAGCCGAUUCAUCUGCCGCUGCUGCCACAGCUGAAGUGGUGUGCAGGGAACUGGGAUGUGGGCAGGUGCUGAAGUGGAAGAGAGUUCUGGAGAUAACAAACGGUAUUUCACACAGACAGUUGGGGGCAUCAGAUGCAGUGGGAAAGAAAAAAUCAAAGAUUGUCCAGUGAAGAAAAUUGAAGAUUGCAAACAAAGAGGCGUGCUCUAUAUUAUUUGCUCAGAUGCAUUGCCCCGUCCUAAACUGUCUGUGGAUACGUAUGGGUAUGAUUCCAAAGUGUAUGUCAGAGACAAACAAGAUGUGAAAUUCACCUGUUCCAUCAACUCAACUUAUUUAAAAUCACAAGACUAUGGGUACUUGGAGCUUAGAAGGGAUGGUGCUUAUUUGAGUGAAAAAUCCAACAGUCCAGGCAACCCAGAAACUUUCAUACAGUACGCGCCAAAGACUCCAGGAGAGUAUGAAUGUGUAUUCCGUUUUAGUUCUUCAGAAAUUCAAUUAGCAUCUCCACCCAGCAAUUCAGUCAUCAUUUACAUAUACAAUCCUCCAAAUCCAGUGCCAAUUAUUGCAGGUGUUCUCACAACUGUUGUUGGAAUAGCAAUUAUGGUGUAUAUUUGUGUAUUUAGAACUGCGACAGAAGAGGUACAGGCCAAUGAAUUUCCACAGACCAAUACUGAAUUUCCACAGACCAAUACUGAAAAUCCAGAUAAAAAUGCCAGCUACCCACCUCAGCAACUGGAGACCAAGGAAGUUUAAUUUAUGGGCUAACAUUUGUUUAACGUCACCAUGUAAAUAUAUCAUCCAGACAACUUCACACAUUAAAUAUGAUGAUAAAUAUUUUUAAAAAAAAGGCUAAGAGAUAAGUGCAUUUUGCAGUGCGGUUGUACAGGGGUUCCUGAAAAUGUUUAUGAGGAGAAAAUAUUUAGAUAUCAAAGUUAAUGUAGCUAAAAUUAUAUGCUAAGAAUAAGGGAGUCUUUUAUGUGUGCAAGCAAGUAAGUUCUGCAUUGCAAGAUGUUCAGCAUAAAGUGAAUUAACUUUAUUGUAAUUAUAUUGAAUGUAUCUGUUUAAAUCCUAUUAAAUAGUUUUGUCUAUACUUCCUGUGGCUUUUUCUUGUUAAAACGGCCCAUAGUUGGUGAAACAUUUCAACAUUUCAAACAACAAAUUCAAUGAAAGACAAAUCAAGACAGAACUUGUAGACUCAGAUUUAUUGUAUUCAGAUUUUAAGUUGAUGUCAAGUCAAUCAAUACAAAAUAAAUCUGGUUGAACAUGGUUUCAGUUUUGUUGCAUUUUUCCAUAACAGGGACUGUAAAAUAUUCUCUGGAAGUAGUUUGAAUACAGGGGAAAGUAUAAGGUAGUACAGUCACCACACAGUAAAUAAAGCUCUACUCAGCAAGUACGCAAAGUUUAGGAUGGACGGUCCAUAGAAAUGCCACAGUGUCUGUUUUUUGCUGUAACAGAUCUCCCUUGAAUGUGAGGUAACUGGACAUUGGAAGCCCACAAGUCAUUGUCAUCAGUUACAGGCUGACAGUUUUUACAUCAAAUAGGUAAACUAACACUGACAGCCAUUGCAUAAUGGCAAAA